This is a messenger RNA of Monodelphis domestica (gray short-tailed opossum), 1608 nucleotides long. RefSeq names its product C-type lectin domain family 4 member E (gene CLEC4E). The record is from RefSeq and is a predicted model, not a curated record. NCBI's taxonomy places the organism in Eukaryota, Metazoa, Chordata, Mammalia, Didelphimorphia, Didelphidae.
ACUGCUGGAGUCCAGAUAGGAAGUUGACACUUCUUGAUUACUCACAAGAGUGAGGAAAUCCUAUAGUAAGCUCAUGUUGCCCCAGGGAAAUUUAAUAUUCUAUGACUGCUGGGAGGAACACGCACAUAUAGGAUGAUUGAGGAGGGCUCAAGCUUUCCAAAUCAUCUUCCCUGAAUAUUAUCAACAAGAGAAGGCACUUAAGUUAGUGAGAGAGCCAGAGAAGAGAAAUGGAUCCCUCCAAAGCCUCUGCAGCAGAAAAAACAGGGAGAGCAGAGUGUUUUUCUCACCGUCAUUUGGUUUUUGCUGGAAUGGCUGUAUCAUUGCUUACCUUGUGUUUCAUUACUAAAUGUGUUCUGUCAUAUCGCAUCUUCUUUCAAGACUGUGAAGAAAUCACAAACCAGUCUGAUCUGAUUGGCCAUUUAAAGGAACUCUCUUGCUUUCCUGAUGCCUCACGCUCUAUCAGUAAUUGCUGCCCACUGAACUGGAAAAAUUUUCAGUUUAGCUGUUACUUCUUCUCUAAUGACACCAUGACUUGGACUGCAAGUUUGAAGAAUUGUGAAACAGUUGGGGCCCAUCUGGCAGUUAUCAACACACAAGAAGAACAGAAUUUCCUUUAUCAAACAAAACCCAGUGGAAAAGAGUUCUACAUUGGGCUAACAGACCAAGUGGUUGAUGGUCAAUGGCAGUGGGUGGAUGACACACCGUUCAACAAAGCUUUAAGCUUCUGGGAUGUAGGGGAGCCAAACAACAUUGCUGGGGUUGAGGACUGUGUAACCAUAAGAGACAGUUCAAAUGCAAAUCGCAACUGGAAUGAUAUGACCUGCUUUUUCAAAAUGUAUCGAAUUUGUGAAAAGCCAGUGAGAAGUUUUUCUGUUGAGAAAAAAUAGUGGAGAGACUAUUUGUAAUAUGUAUAUAGUAAAGGAUGAAAUGUGCUAUUUAUAUUAACAUAUAAGGUGUUUAUUAUUGUUAUUUUUAAACAAAUUAAUAAAUGAAAAACCAUUUAACAAAUUUUUUGGUCUUAAUUUCUAACAUGAUAAAUAUUGAUAGGUAUAACUCACACAAAAAAAUGAUAUAACCCACAAUAUAAAAGUUCUUUAGGAUCCUAAAUAAUUUUUAAAAGCAAAAAAGGUUUAAAAACUGGGAAGACCUUCAUGAACUGAUGUGGAGUGAAAUGAGCAGAACCUGGAGAACAUUGUACAAUAGUAACUGAAACAUUGUGGGAGGAUCAAAUGAAAUCAACUUUGCUACUAGUAGCAAUGCAAUGAUCCAGGACGAUCCCAAGGGAUUUAUGAGAAAGAGUGUUUUCUACAUCAAGAGAAAGAACAGUGGAAGUAGAAACACAGAAGAAAAACUUAUGGAUUUAUCACUUGUUUAUAUGGGCAUAGGAUUUGGGGUUUCAGUUUUAAAAGACUAUUCUAUACAAAAAUGAAUAAUAUGGAUAUAGGUUUUGAGUGAUAAUACAUGUAUAACCCAGUGGAAUUGUUUGUCAGCUCUGGGAUGGAAGAAGAGGAGAGAGAGAGAGAGAGAGAGAGAGAGAGAGAGAGAGAGAGAGAGAGAGAGAGAGAGAGAGAGAGACAGAGACAGAGAGAGACAGAGACAGAGACAGAG